UCUUCUUAAAAAGUAGAUAGAUAGACUGGAUGUAACAUGUGACCGUGAGAAGACACUUAACAAGUUGCAUUUACAUAAGUUCAAUCUCUCAAUGUGUGAAGAACAAUCAUGGAGUUCUUCUGUUUUCUGCUUUUCUCUGCUCAUCUUCUGCUAGCAUCUUCCCUUGUUCAAUUUCAAGAUAACGGCUUGAACCCAAAACAAGCUAGCAUUCACCUUGAAUUACGCCAUGUUCAGGCUCAGCUCAACCAUUCAGCAACAUCAAGUUUGCCAUUUUUUCCACCCAAAAUGCUUGAAAAGGACGAGGAGCGAGUCGAGGCCAUUCGAUCAAGAUUGGCCGACAAGAACUUGAGAAACAUCAAACCAGAACUCGUGAGCACGCCAUUGAAAUCAGGAUUGUCAAUAGGGUCAGGCAAUUACUACGUAAAAUUAGGAAUUGGGACACCUCCUCAGUACUUUAGCAUUAUCGUGGACACAGGAAGCUCUCUCUCAUGGAUUCAAUGUCAACCUUGUAAAGCUUAUUGCCAUCCCCAAGUUGACCCUUUAUUCAAUUCUUCCAGAUCCAAAACCUACAAGAAAUUUCCAUGCUCUUCCUCUACAUGUUCCUCUCUCAAGGAGUCCACCCUCAAUGAUCCUGCUUGUGAGAUUGGAUCUGGUGCUUGUGUGUACAGGGCAGCAUAUGGUGAUUCGUCAUUCUCAGUUGGUUAUUUGAGCCAAGAUGUGUUGAGCCUAAGCCCAUCAGAAACACUACCAGGUUUUGUGUAUGGUUGUGGACAGAACAAUCAAGGUUUGUUUGGAAGGAGUUCUGGUAUUAUGGGGCUAGGCCAGGAUAAGCUCUCUGCACUAGCACAGUUGUCCACUAAAUAUGGUUAUGCCUUCUCAUAUUGCCUUCCCACUUCUUUCUCUGCCACUAAACCUUCCAAAGGAGGCUACUUAUCCAUUGGAUCCUCAUCACUGGCAAAAUCACCAUUCAAGUUCACUCCAAUGAUCAAGAAUCCAAAAAUUUCAAGCCUGUACUUGCUUGACUUAACUGCCAUCACGGUGGCUGGGAAGCCACUUGGCAUCGCCGCCUCGAGUUACAAGGUUCCAACCAUCAUAGACUCCGGCACAGUCAUCACAAGGCUGCCUAUGUCAGUGUAUACAGCUUUAAAAGAAGCCUUUGUGAAGAUCAUGUCACAAAAAUAUAAACCUACUGAGGGAAUAUCCAUUCUGGAUACUUGCUUUAAGGGAAGUGCCAAAGAGAUAGUGAAUGUGCCUGAGAUUCAGAUGAUAUUUCAAGGUGGGGCUGCCCUACCACUUAAGGGACACAAUACCCUGAUAGAGCUUGAUGAGAAAACUACUUGUUUGGCCAUUGCAGGUAGCUCUGGGACCAGUCCUGUUGCCAUUAUUGGUAAUUAUCAGCAACAGACAUUUGAUGUUGCCUAUGAUAUAUCCAAUUCUAAGAUUGGAUUUGCUCCUGCUGGCUGUGAAUGAUAAGAAUAUUACUUACCCUUUGUUUGUAUGGAGAGAAAAAUAAUAAAGAACGAAAACUGAGAGAAAACUCCUAAAAAUAGUAAAGAAAUUUACUGUUCUUAGAAAUUUCUCCUUCUAAUUUUCUUCCCACUUUUCUCUCCAUUGAAACCAAGCUUUAGGUUACAGCGUUUGGAUUCUCUGCAAGGUGCUAUGCAGAGCCUACAUGGCAGAAAAUCAAAUCUCAGUGUAAAUCAUUGAUGCGGUGCAGUGUAAAUCAUGCAAUCUUUCAGAUUUGUGGUGGCUGCUAGAUGCUACGGUGUACGCUCAGAGAAACCGAACGUUAUAUAUUGUCUCUCAAGAAAGGGAUCAAAUAAGAAUUUUGAAGUUUAUGUUUCGUAUUGUGAUCAGAUCUGAAAAGACAUUCUCUCUUUAAUGAAUUUCUGUAAAUUUGUUAUACUAUUUUAAAGUUCAUGUUUGAUAUUGUGAUCA
Messenger RNA from Prosopis cineraria, 1938 nucleotides. RefSeq names its product aspartyl protease family protein At5g10770-like. Gene Ontology annotation, biological process: proteolysis. The transcript has 2 exons. Gene Ontology annotation, molecular function: aspartic-type endopeptidase activity. Bases 109 to 1470 code for a protein of 453 amino acids. The record is from RefSeq and is a predicted model, not a curated record. Lineage: Eukaryota; Viridiplantae; Streptophyta; Magnoliopsida; Fabales; Fabaceae.